AUGGCUCACAACAAAGCCCUCAAUGCCGAGUUCGCCGCCUUCGCAGCCGGGCUAGACACUGCCGCAGUCAAGAUGAUCGCCUCGGGCGAGGCCAUCAUGAAGUAUCCCGGCACCGUACUACUUGCGCAGAUGGGCCUGAUCCCAGAGCCGGCACCACCAUCCUCCUCCUCCCCGGAUCCUUCGCCGGCUGCAGCACUAGUACAGAAGACCCAGUUCGAGCCGUUCUCCUUGCUCGACAACGCCUGCGGGCCUGGCCUGAUCGCCGGCGUGCUGCAGGAGGAGCUGCCCAAGGACGUGCUGGCCAAGAGCCGCGUCCUGUGCGCGGAUGUGAAUGGGAAUCUCGUGGACAUUCUCAAGCAACGAGCCAGUAUCGAGGGCUGGGUUGGUGUCGAAACCGCGGUCCUCGAUGCGCAGAACCCCGGACUGCCGGAAAACUCAUUCGACUACUCCACCGUCAACUUCGCAAUGCACAUCAUCCCAGACCCAGACGCCGUACUGACAGCCACAAAAUCCCUCCUCAAGCCCAACGGAGUCAUAGGCAUCACAACAAUGCACUCAACCACAAAGGGCUGGACGGACGACCUCCUCGCGGCCCUCUCCUCUCUUUCCUCCUCCUCCUCCUCCUCUGCCCCUCCCAUCCUCUCCUUCACCCCGGAGCCCCCGCUCCCGGCCAAGAUCCCCAUGACGGUCAACAACCGCCCCGAGUGGGCCGAGGCCGACGGCGUGCGGGACCAGCUCGAGGCCAAGCACGGCUUCGAGGACGUCCGGGUCCGGCUGCUCCCGCACAAGAGCGCGUGCCUGUCGGGCGCGGACGCCGUGGAGCGGUUCGGGAUGAUGGUCAGGAUGGUUACGGGGACGUACUGGAGCGACUCCACGCGGUCGCGGGUCGAGGCCGAGCUCAAGGAAAAAGGGGAGGAGGGGGGCCUGCUGGGCUACGUGGAGCGGUUCCUGGACCAGAGGCAUGGCGGACAGGCGUGGGAGCUCGAGUGGACAAUGGUUGUGGCGACGGGUAGGAAGCCUGGUCCUUGAGUGACGGCUGGGGCUGCUGCGUGCGUGCGUGCGUGCGACCAUCUGCGUGUCGUAUUUGAGCGGAUUGCGCGAGAUCUUUCACAUAUAAUGAGGGAU
Messenger RNA from Microdochium trichocladiopsis, 1125 nucleotides. RefSeq names its product S-adenosyl-L-methionine-dependent methyltransferase. The record is from RefSeq and is a predicted model, not a curated record. The coding region runs from base 1 to 1029 and encodes 342 amino acids. Lineage: Eukaryota; Fungi; Ascomycota; Sordariomycetes; Xylariales; Microdochiaceae. Gene Ontology annotation, molecular function: S-adenosylmethionine-dependent methyltransferase activity. The transcript is spliced from 3 exons.